UGGUGGGAUAGGAAGACUUUCUCAGUGGCGGACCGAGUACAGUGCCCCAGCUGGCUAGUUGCAGAGAAGAUGGCUGCAGUGUGGAUUUUCAGGCCAGUGUCUGAAAACACUGCACUGUUGGUAAUGUUUCACCACGGCUAGCCUUCGUGUCGCCCCUUUUAUUUAGUCGUUUUUUUUCUCCCAAGGAAAUCGAAGGGGAUAAAACAUGGGGUCUCAAACUCUACAGAUCCUCAGGCAAGGGGUCUGGGCUUCAAUCACAGGCGGAUGGUACUAUGAUCCCCAUCAAAAUACAUUUGUCAAUGCUCUACACCUCUACCUCUGGCUAUUCCUACUAUGUUUCCCCUUCACGCUUUACAUGGCACUCCCGCCCACCAUGGUGAUAGUAGGGAUCUACUGUGGUGUGAUAGCUGGUAUGUUCCUGCUGCUGAAGACUGUGAACUACCGGCUGCAUCAUGCCCUGGACGAGGGAGAGGUGGUGGAGCACCGGGCCAAGGAGAAAGAGAGCAACAGAACCAGCAGCGAGGGGGCCAACGAGGGAGAUGCCACACGUCAGGAGGACAGCAAUGGACCAGGGGACCCUGGUGGGGGUCUAGAGAUGGCAGACUUCAUUCGAGACGAGACUCCACCAGUAGACUGCAGCUCCAGAAACUCUUAUACAGGGAUGGACUCCAGUCACCAGAUUGCGUCCGCCAACGGCCAUGGAGGAACCACGACAGCCAAAGACAUGAUGUCUGACCCAAAGAUUUACUGCCUUGUCUCCAGCCACUCCUUCGCCUCCAUGCAGCCCUCCACCUCCCUUGGCCCCUCCGAGCUCUCCUGCGACCCUGCAAACCAUUGUGGCUCCGCCUCCCAUCCCUUCAGCCAAUCCAUGUCCUCUUGCGACACAGAGGGGUCGGCCCACACCCCCGGGUUACACUCCCAGUCCUUCAGGAAGGAGCCUCGUACCCGGGGUCUACCCCGCACCUCCAGCUCUGCUGGAUCAGCCUUCCCCGACCCCUCCCUGCCCUCAGCUGACUUCAGCCUCUACCCCCCUCCUUGGAGAGGGGGCCUGGACCCGGUGUGUGAGCUGGAAGCUGCCAGACCCCGCCGGCCAGGGGCUGAAGCUGGAGGACAGGGGAAUACGGAGGGGGCUGCGGCUGAAAGGCUCUGCCAGCAGCAUCCGGACCAGGCCUCUACCUCUGGCUGCUCUACAGCCUGCUACAGACACCAGCAGGAAUCCUGCAGGCUAGGGCUGGCAGGGGAGGGGGGGUCAGGGCUGGCAGGGGAGGGGGGGUCAGGUUUGUACCAGGCCGACCAGGGUGGUGGUGGUGGUGGUGGGGGGAAGGUCAGUGCAGACAGCCUCCGCAGCCUGAGCACACGUAGCAGCGGCUCCACAGAGAGUUACUGCAGCGGCACAGACCGAGACACCAACAGCACCGUCAGCAGCUUCCACAGUGAGCAGACCAGCUCCACGCACGUGGAGAGUUUACUGUCCCUGUCAGGGGAUGAGCAGCGCGGGACAGGGAGGGAGAGGGGAGGUGGGGAGGCUGCUGCUACUGGUCCCGGGUCCACCUCGACAGGGGAGGGCAGGACUUCUACUCUGGGGUCCAGCCUUGGUUCUAGCAUCUCAAGAGGACUGAACAGCCUGCCUUCCAGGGAGGCUAAUAAGAACCCUCAUGCCAAUGAGCUAACAGCCAAACAGCCCUCCUCCUCCGCCACGUCCCCCUCUAUCACCAACCCCCCAGCCUCGGGCCAGGACCCUCCAGCAGGCCCCUCCUACAGCAGUAGCAUGAGGACCAGUGCUGACGGCUCGGCCUGCACAGUCAGCAGGGAACAGGACAGAGGGAGCGGAGAGAAAGAGGAUGUGAAAUCCGCCAACCUUGUCCAACGAACUUCUUCCUCCUUGGGAGCCGGGCGCAACAGCGGGCGCCGCCGGACCGGUAAGAAACGGGCGAGCAGCUUCGAUGCCAGCCGUCACCGGGACUACGUGUCUUUGCGCGGCAUGGCCAAGCCGCGCAGUGCGGUAUUCGCUGCCGGGGGUGGAGAGGAGGAGUGGAGCGAAGCCAGUGAUCUUAGCUGUGCCUCAAGCCUUCAGUCCACCCAAUCACAUCACUUCAGCACGGACUCCUCCUCCUCCACCACUUCCCACUCCUGCCACUCCCCCGAGGGACGCUACCGUGCCCUGAAAGUCAAGCACAGCCACUCCCACAGCCACUCCCACACAGCCGCCACCACAGCCUCCACCUCCUCCUCUUCACAGAAAGCCCAGGCUGAAUAUGAGACGGGAGGAGGGAGGGCCGGGGGACGAGGCAAGCGUCGCACCUCUGGUCGGACACCCAGCACGGGCAGCGCCAAAACACACGCCCGGGUGCUGAGCCUGGACAGCGGCACGGCGGCGUCCGCCUGCCUUAACGACCCCCACCGCCUGGGGGCCCCCGCCGCCGGGCUCCGACCCCUCACCACCUCCAAAUCUGACCUGGAAGCCAAAGAGGGGGAGGUCCUGGACGCUGCGUCCCUAUUGGGCAGGGCCUCACAGCUGGAGUCAGUAACCAGGUCCAGGAAUAGUCUACCCAGCCAGACAGCCUUCUCUUCAGAGCCCCUGGACGCUCCCACCGCCGGCCCUUCACGAGCCCCCGGAAACGAGGACACGGUGACGUUUCGGCGUGAGCGUAGUACGUUCCGUCGGCAGGCAGUGCGGCGGCGGCACAACGCGGGGAGUAACCCCACGCCCCCCUCCUCCCUCAUCGGAUCACCUCUCAGUCUUCAGGAGGCUCUCAGCCAGGCCUCCCAGCCUUCUACUUCCCAGGUGAAAGGUCAGUCGUCCAGAACCCCGUCCCAGGUGACCGUGCUGAGCGCUAGCGCCUCCCUGCUGGCCAGGAAUGGAAGUACACACCUGGAGGGCUCUCAGGACAAGGCCUCUACCGUAGGCACUACCAGCCUGCAGGAUGACUUCGGGAAGAACACUUCCUCCUUGUACGAGGCGGAAGGAUGUGACAUGUCCCUGGUUAACUUUGAACCUGCAACACGACGCGCCUCCAAUAACAUAUGGGACACGGACUCCCACCUCUCCAGAUCUACCUCAGUUCGCUUUUACCCUCAUGACCUGAUCCGUCUGAACCGUCUCCUAACCAUUGACCCAGAGUUGUUAGAACAGCAGGAUGUCGACCUGAGCCCAGAGCUCCAGGAUGCUCCUCUAGACCUGGAGGACCAAGCCACGGCUACAGCACACCAGGCCAAACAGCACUACCGUUUCUGGCUGCUGCCUUACCUGUGGGUCGGCCUGCACUUUGACAGACUCACUUUGUUGGCUCUGUUUGACAGAAACCGUGAGGUUCUGGAAAACAUCCUAUCAGUGGUGCUUGCCGUCCUGGUGGCCUUUCUGGGGUCAAUCCUAUUGGUCGGCGGUUUCUUCACUGAUAUCUGGGUUUUCCAGUUCUGCCUCGUCAUCGCCAGCUGCCAGUACUCACUACUCAAGAGUGUUCAACCAGACUCUUCUUCUCCUCGACAUGGCCAUAAUCGUAUCAUCGCCUACAGCCGACCCAUCUACUUCUGUCUGUGCUGCGUGUUGAUCUGGAUGUUGGACUACGUCAGUGACAGAACCGGUUCAGCCCGGUUCACCCUGUACGGUGUCGCCGUCACUAGCUCCCUGGUUCUGUCCUCUGCCAGGGACCUCGUCAUCGUGUUCACUCUGUGCUUUCCUGUCGUGUUCUUCGUGGGGCUCCUCCCCCAGGUCAACACCUUCGUCAUGUAUCUCUUUGAGCAGUUGGAUAUCCACGUGUUCGGGGGGAACGCCUCCACCAGCCUUCUGUCAUCGCUCUACAGUGUCCUGCGAAGCGCGGUCACCGUGGCCCUGCUCUACGGCCUCUGCUACGGGGCCCUAAAGGAGACCUGGGAACCUCAGCACAUCCCUGUGUUGUUCUCGUUGUUCUGCGGUCUCCUGGUGGCUGUCUCCUACCAUCUGAGCCGGCAGAGCAGUGACCCCUCUGUCCUGAUAUCCUUGGUGCAUUCCAAGCUUCUGCCCAACAUGAAAGAAAAGAACUCAGAAGACCCCCUGUCUGAGGUCCAGGAUCCUUUACCAGAGAAACUCAGGGGUUCUGUGAGUGAGCGUCUCCAUUCCGACCUGAUCGUCUGCGUUGUCAUCGCCGUCCUCUACUUUGCCAUCCACGUCAGCACCAUGUUCAUCGUUCUGCAGCCGUUCCUGAGCUACGUGCUGUAUUCUCUACUGGGAGCGGUGGGCCUGCUGACACAUUACCUGCUGCCUCAGGUCCGCAAGCAGCUACCCUGGUACUGCUUCUCACACCCACUGCUCAAGACCAGGGAGUAUUACCAGUUUGAGGUCAGAGGCGCGGCCCAUGUGAUGUGGUUCGAGAAGCUCCAUGUGUGGCUGCUGUUCUUAGAGAAGAAUAUUCUGUAUCCCCUGGUCAUCCUCAACGUGCUGAGUGGCAGCGCCAGGGAUCUGGCCAGUCCCAGGAAACUGGACACGGGGGUUGGAGCGUUGAUGAUAACAGUGGCAGGUCUGAAGCUGCUUCGUUCCUCCUACAGCAGCCCCACCUACCAGUACAUCACAGUACUCUUCACCGUCCUCUUCUUCACCUUCGACUACCGCAACCUAUCAGAGACCCUGCUGCUAGACCUCUUCCUCAUGUCCAUCGUUUUCAGCAAGCUCUGGGAGCUGUUCUACAAGCUGUGUUUUAUCUACACCUACAUCGCCCCCUGGCAGAUCACCUGGGGGUCGGCCUUUCACGCCUUCGCCCAGCCCUUCGCUGUGCCUCACUCUGCCAUGCUGUUUGUUCAGGCUGUAGUGUCAGCUGUCCUCUCUACUCCUCUCAACCCUUUCCUGGGCAGCGCCAUCUUCAUCACCUCCUACGUCAGACCUGUCAAGUUCUGGGAGAGAGACUACAACACUAAGAGAGUAGAUCACUCCAACACCAGACUGGCUUCUCAACUGGACAGAAACCCAGGUUCUGACGACAACAACCUGAAUUCCAUAUUCUAUGAGCACCUGACGCGCUCCCUGCAGCACAGCCUCUGCGGAGACCUGUUGCUGGGCCGCUGGGGGAACUACACCACAGGAGACUGCUUCAUCCUGGCUUCAGACUACCUCAACGCUCUGGUUCACCUGGUGGAGAUCGGCAAUGGACUGGUCACCUUCCAGCUCCGAGGACUGGAGUUCAGAGGUACGUACUGCCAACAGAGGGAGGUGGAGGCCAUCACGGAGGGGGUGGAGGAGGACGAGAGCUGCUGCUGCUGUGAGCCAGGUCACCUGCCACAUGUCCUUUCCUUCAACGCGGCCUUCGGACAGCGCUGGCUGGCCUGGGAGGUGCUGGUCACCAAGUACGUCCUGGAGGGCUACAGCAUCACGGACAACAGCGCUGCCUCCAUGCUCCAGGUGUUUGACCUCCGACGCAUCCUGACUACUUACUACGUCAAGGGGAUCAUAUACUACGUAAUAGCCUCUACCAAGCUGGAGGAGUGGCUGGCCAAUGAGACGAUGAGGGAGGGGCUGAAGGCCUGUGGAGAAAGGAACUACGUGGACCUGGACCCGACCUUUAACCCCAACAUAGACCAAGACUACGACCACCGCCUGGCUGGCAUCUCCAGGGACUCCUUCUGCCAGGUCUACUUGGGCUGGAUCCAGUAUUGUAACUCUCGGAGGGCCAAGCCUCUGGACAGUGAGAAGGACUCUUCCCUGGUGUUGCUGUGUUUCGGCCUGUGUGUGCUGGGCAGGAGAGCACUGGGGACUGCUGCACACCAUAUGUCUAGUAACCUGGAGUCCUUUCUGUAUGGUCUCCACGCGCUGUUCAAGGGAGACUUCCGGAUCUCCUCGGUGAGAGAUGAGUGGAUCUUUGCCGACAUGGAGCUCCUGAGGAAGGUGGUGGUGCCUGGGAUACGCAUGUCACUCAAACUACACCAGGUGAGAGUUGCCUGGGAUACGCAUGUCACUCAAACUACACCAGAUGAGUAUGACGACACCAGCUGAUCGGUGGUUCUUUUCCAGGCCAUCUCGUCUCACCAGCAGAACCUUUCGGUCAAGGUUAGUGACCCGGCCUGGUCGUAGCGCCGUGCUCCAACAGCCCUCACUGCUUUAGCCCUAGUAGCCAUCGCUGAGACGUUACCUCAGCUUUAGGGUCAAGGUUAGUAGCUUAUCGUGCUCAACAGACGAUACCUCAGCUUUAGGGUCAUCAAGGUGAACAAGGAAUGUGUCCGUGGGUUGUGGGCGGGACAACAGCAGGAGCUGGUGUUCUUACGGAACAGGAACCCAGAACGCGGAAGCAUCCAGAACGCCAAACAGGCGUUACGCAACAUGAUCAACUCCUCGUGUGACCAGCCCAUUGGAUACCCCAUCUACGUGUCGCCCCUGACUACGUCCUAUUGCAACUCACACACACAGCUAGGUCACAUCCUGGGAGGACCAAUCAGCAUUGGCAAUAUAAGGAACUUAAUCGUCAGUACCUGGCACAGAUUGCGUAAGGGCUGUGGAGCUGGCUGUAACAGUGGUGGGAACAUUGAGGAUUCUGAUGCAGGGGGGUUGUCCUGCACCAGUGGUAAUGGGACAGGGCUGAGCGGUGACUCCCAGCAGAGCUCGGUGUCCCAGGGGGGGCUGUCAAGACCGGCCGCUCCCCUGGCCUACCAGCCACACAAUAUGAGUGAGCACCACCACCACGUACACCAGGGCUGGGGGACCAGUCAGAGCUCCCAGUCGGUCCAGUCUGGCCUUGUGCACCACUCUCCAGCCCGAGCCUCCGUAACCAGCCAGUCUUCAUCGUACCGCUAUAACAGCAGUCGCCACUCGUCUCUCCGUACCUCAGCCACUGGCCUGGAGCCCUGCCGGCGCUACUCUGCCAGCCAACUGUCCCACCGUACCCUCCCCACCUCCCUACAGCUCCGCCUGGGCUCCGGGUCGUCCUCGGACCCCGCCGGCCCCUCUGCCUCGCUCUCCUCCCACAGUAUCCCGCCCUGUAAGAGACACACCCUGGUAGGCCUGCUGGGUAACGACGGGCUGGGUAGUGGCGCCAUGGUGGACCCACUGGACCAACACGUCCCGGCUCUGACCGCCGUGCGACGAGACGACAUCUCCUACAGAGUGCAGAUCGUGGAUGUGAGCCAGGUGCUGGAGAUCAUUAACCUGUCGAAGCGGAAGGAGCUGCAGUGGCCUGACGAGGCGGUGAGGCUGAGGGCAGGACGCAGCUGCUGGAGGGACUGGAGCCCCCUGGAGGGCAUGGAGGGACAUGUGAUUCACCGGUGGGUGCCUUGUAGCCGUGACCUCACCAGCCGCUCCCAUAUAGACAAGACCAUCCUGCUGGUUCAGGUGGAUGAUAAACUGGUCCCCAUCGUAGAGACUGGGGUCAUAGAGCUGGGGGCCGAGGUCUGAGCCACUGGUUCAGGUGGAUUAUAAACUGGGUCCCAUCGUAGAGACUGGGGUCAUAGAGCUGGGGGCCGAGGUCUGAGCCACUGGUUCAGGUGGAUUAUAAACUGGGUCCCAUCGUAGAGACUGGGGUCAUAGAGCUGGGGGCCGAGGUCUGAGCCACUGGUUCAGGUGGAUUAUAAACUGGGUCCCAUCGUAGCCAAGACUGGGGUCAUAGAGCUGGGGGCCGAGGUCUGAGCCACUGGUUCAGAUGGAUUAUAAAACUGUCAUAGUCUUGGACUUGGUCGAAAGAGAAAUGCUUGUUUUGAAACCUGGGAUGAAUACGGUCUGCCCUAAUGACUACACCCUAGUCCUCCUGGGAGUAACCCAGUCACGAGUUAGAGGUCAGGGUUCACCUUACUGCAGGCCAAAGAGCAGACCAGCCUGCUGACUCUCUCUGUCCUUUCUGUUCCGUCCACUCUCCUCUCUGUCGUCUCUCCUCUCUCUUCCAUCCACUCUCCUCUGUCGUCUCUGUCGUCUCUCUUCCAUCCUCUGUCCUCUCUGUCGUCUCUCUUCCAUCCUCUGUCCUCUCUGUCGUGUCUCUUCCAUCCACUCUCCUCUGUCGUCUCUGUCGUCUCUCUUCCAUCCUCUGUCCUCUCUGUCGUCUCUCUUCCAUCCUCUGUCCUCUCUGUCCUCUCUUCCAUCCUCUGUCCUC
This is a messenger RNA of Oncorhynchus nerka (sockeye salmon), 8039 nucleotides long. RefSeq names its product pecanex 1 (gene pcnx1). Lineage: Eukaryota; Metazoa; Chordata; Actinopteri; Salmoniformes; Salmonidae. The record is from RefSeq and is a predicted model, not a curated record. The transcript has 37 exons. Gene Ontology annotation, cellular component: membrane.